This is a messenger RNA of Chelonia mydas (Green sea turtle), 1897 nucleotides long. RefSeq names its product osteomodulin (gene OMD). Lineage: Eukaryota; Metazoa; Chordata; Testudines; Cheloniidae. The record is from RefSeq and is a predicted model, not a curated record. The transcript has 3 exons. Bases 270 to 1520 code for a protein of 416 amino acids. Gene Ontology annotation, molecular function: protein binding.
UUUUAACCUGCAAGAAUGUGACUUGAUCUGGAUAGUAGCACAUUUUCUCAAUUUUGAUAAGGUGAAAAUUUUUUCUGGACUCCACAGCUUCAGCCUCCCAGGAAUAUGAAGAGCAGCAAGAACUUUGGCUGACUUCACUGUUGAAGAUACAACUAACGCCUUCUGCAACUUUUAGAUGUAUCAGUUCUUCAUUCUUUUUUAGACUCUAACUGAUCAUACUGAACAAACCCUGAAAUUAUUAUUGAGGGUACUACAGAAAAACAAAAAAAAUGGGGUUUCUAUGUCAACUAUCAAUUAUCCCUCUUCUAUUUGGAGCUAUGGUCUUUUGUCAGCAUGAAGGUUAUGAUUUUGAGGAUGAAUAUGACCAAGAGCCAGAUGAUGAAUACUCACCUAUUUUUCAUUUUAAUCCUAGUGUAGAAUAUGUAGUUCCUCAUUUUCCUACUCCAGCCAAGUGUGCUCAAGAAUGCUUUUGCCCACCAACUUUUCCAUUAUCAAUGUACUGUGACCAUCGAAAACUUAAGAUGAUACCACAUAUUCCUUCCCACAUCCAACAACUCUAUCUUCAGCAUAAUGACAUUAAAGCUGUAACUGCAGAAUCUUUUGUUAAUGCCACUGCCUUGAGAGAAAUUAACCUUAGCCAUAACAAAAUUAAAUCUCAUAUGAUUGACCAUGGUGUUUUUGCCAAACUUUCAAAUCUUGUGCAACUUCACUUAGAACACAAUAAAUUGGAUGAAUUUCCAUUUCCUCUUCCCAGCUCUCUAGAACGACUCUUUCUCAGUUUCAAUGAGAUUUCCAGAUUACCUGGAAAUGCCCUGCAAGGGUUAGUAAAUGUGACCGUACUUGAUCUCUGCAAUAACUAUCUUGAUGACUCCCUACUCAAAGGAAAAUACUUUUCAAAUCUGAAAAAUCUAUUGCAGAUCAACCUAUGCAACAACAGGUUACAGACUAUGCCUCCUGAUCUCCCAUUUUCACUUAUAUAUCUCUCCCUCGAAAAUAACUCAAUUUCUUACAUUCCAGAAAACUAUUUCAAUAGACUUCCAAAAAUAACUGCUCUAAGAAUGUCACACAACAACCUGCAGGAAGUCCCAUAUAAUGUUUUUAACCUUUCCAACCUUGUAGAACUCAAUGUUGGACACAACAAGCUGAAGCAAGCAUUCUAUAUUCCAAGAAGUCUACAGCAUUUGUAUAUUGAAGACAAUGACAUUGAAUUUGUAAAUAUUACUCUGAUGUGUCCUUCAAUUGAUCCAAGGAAUAUCAAUCAUUUAACCUAUAUUCGGAUGGACCAAAAUAAGCUUACAGCUCCAAUAAGCACAUAUGCAUUCUUCUGCUUUCCCCACAUACGCAUUAUUUAUUAUGGUGAACAAAAAGGAAGUGUCAGCCAAUCAACACAACUGAGAACUCCAGUUGUCCGCAGAUUUUUAACACCAGAAGAAUAUGAUGAAGCAGAAGAUGGUCACGAAAUGGAAGAUGGUCAUGAAGAAGGAGAAAGAGAAGAUGACUACUUUCAUCCUUACUUUUAAGGAAGUAAUUAUAAAGUACAAGUAAAGUAUAUAUAAAAGAGGUGAAUAAUUUGGGGCACUAAAAGGGAGUUAUGAGCAAUAUGAACUAUGUAAACAAUAGUGGUUAGAUCAGAUUCCAAGUAUAUACAACAGUGCUUUCUAACCUUUUCCAGGCAACUAAUUAUUAGUUGAGUGAAGUAAUCCUUGACUGUACCAAUCAUUACCCUUUCCCUCUCACUCACAUUCCAACUCGGAAGAGAACUUGGUUAUGUUAAUUUUGCAAUUUGGACUAAACUUUUUGCAUAUAUUUGUGUUGAUUUUAAUUUUUAAAUGUAUACUGAGUGGUUUUGGUUUAACAUAACUGAAAGAAUAAAAAUGCUCUUAAUCUGAGAAAAAUG